ACCUUACCAGCAGCUUCUGCACAGCGUCCCCAGUAAAAUGUACCCCGAAAACCCCCACCUCCGCUUCCUCCUCUUCCUCGCCGUCGCGGCAGUUGCCGCCGGCGGGGCUGCGGCGAACACCACCCUCACCGCGUCCCUCUCCGGCAACCAGAUCAAGAUCAUCUGGUCCGGACUCCCGGCCCCGGACGGCCUCGACUACGUUGCCAUCUACUCGCCGCCGUCCUCCCGCGACCGCGACUUCCUCGGCUAUCUCUUCCUCAACGGCUCCGCCUCCUGGCGCGGCGGCUCCGGGGAGCUCUCCCUCCCGCUCCUCCCGACGCUCCGCGCGCCCUACCAGUUCCGUCUCUUUCGCUGGCCCGCCAAGGAGUACUCCUACCACCACGUCGACCACGACCAGAACCCGCUCCCCCACGGCAAGCACCGCGUCGCCGUCUCCGCCGACGUCUCCGUCGGCGACCCCGCCCGCCCCGAGCAGCUGCACCUCGCGUUUGCGGAUGAGGUCGACGAGAUGCGGGUCCUGUUCGUGUGCGGCGACCGCGGGGAGAGGGUCGUCAGGUACGGGCUGCAGAAGGAGGACGACAAGGAGUGGAAGGAGGUGGGCACGGAUGUGAGCACGUACGAGCAGAGGCACAUGUGCGAUUGGCCGGCCAACAGCAGCGUCGCCUGGAGGGAUCCGGGAUUCGUCUUCGACGGCCUCAUGAAGGGAUUGGAGCCCGGAAGGAGGUACUUUUACAAGGUUGGUAGUGACACAGGAGGAUGGAGUGAGAUAUACAGCUUCAUUUCACGUGACAGUGAAGCCAGUGAGACCAAUGCUUUUCUAUUUGGUGACAUGGGAACUUAUGUGCCUUAUAACACCUACAUUCGCACACAAUCUGAGAGCUUGUCCACUGUAAAGUGGAUCCUUCGUGAUAUUGAAGCCCUUGGAGAUAAACCCGCCUUUAUUUCACACAUUGGGGACAUCAGCUAUGCUAGAGGUUAUUCUUGGGUCUGGGAUCAUUUCUUCAGCCAGAUCGAGCCUAUUGCUGCCAAUACUCCAUACCAUGUCUGUAUAGGAAAUCAUGAGUAUGAUUGGCCAUCACAACCCUGGAAACCAUGGUGGGCUACAUAUGGAACGGACGGUGGAGGCGAAUGUGGAAUACCUUAUAGUGUCAAGUUCAGAAUGCCGGGCAAUUCUAUUCUACCUACAGGUAAUGGUGGCCCAGACACCAGGAAUCUUUAUUACUCCUUCGACUCAGGCGUGGUGCAUUUCGUCUACAUGUCGACCGAAACAAAUUUUGUUCAGGGAAGUGACCAGCACAACUUCUUGAAAACGGACCUUGAGAAGGUGAACCGAAGUAGAACACCGUUUGUUGUUUUUCAGGGCCACCGCCCCAUGUACACCUCGAGCGAUGAAACCAGGGACGCGGCUUUGAAACAGCAGAUGCUCCAGAAUCUGGAACCGCUGCUGGUGACAUACAAUGUGACCCUCGCGCUAUGGGGACAUGUCCACAGGUACGAGAGGUUCUGCCCGAUGAAGAAUUCCCAAUGUGUCAACACUUCAUCAAGCUUCCAGUACUCUGGCGCUCCUGUGCAUCUUGUGAUCGGGAUGGGCGGCCAAGACUGGCAACCUGUAUGGCAACCGAGGCCUGAUCACCCAGACGUCCCUAUCUUUCCUCAGCCUGAGCGUUCCAUGUACCGCGGUGGCGAGUUUGGAUACGCCAGACUUGUGGCAACAAGGGAGAAGCUAACACUGACUUAUGUGGGGAACCAUGAUGGGCAGGUCCAUGAUAUGGUGGAGAUAUUUUCUGGCCUGGUAUCCCCCAGUAACAGUAGUGUUGCUGAGGCGGUGGAUGGAACCAAACUUGGCACAGGAGUCAGCACCGUGCGGAAAAUUUCUCCGCUGUACUUGGAAAUCGGAGGCAGUGUGAUGUUUGCGCUGCUCCUGGGAUUUUCCUUUGGGAUACUUGUCAGGAGAAAGAAAGAAGCUGCACAGUGGACUCAAGUAAAGAAUGAGGAAUCGUAGUAGUGUUGCCAAUACCGUGAGCCUGGUGCAGUGGUGGUGAUCCAAACUUGUGUGGGUGUAAUUACUGGAGUAGAACCUAACAAAGUGAAGGCAUUUCUGACUUCUUGGGGGGCUCCGCGUCCUCUUGGUACAACUAGUGUAUUGAUAGUCUUGGGAAAUGAAGGUUCUGAUCGCAUAUCUGUUGUUGUAAUAGUUCAAUGUAUAAGCAUGUAAUAAGUGAUAUAAUGUUCACAUUGCUUUGGUUGACACAAGUGUGUAACAUGUGCUACCACAAGUGAUUCUGGGCGUCCUUUGUAGUUGAACCAUAUUUGUUUUAUGAUCCUGCUUUUCUGUAUCAUCUGCCUGCUUUUGUUAGCAGAUGUACGGAAUCUUCUGUACUUGGAGUUUAUACCUAACAACAUACUUAUAUAUUUAUAUU
This is a messenger RNA of Zea mays, 2420 nucleotides long. RefSeq lists its product as uncharacterized. Gene Ontology annotation, molecular function: acid phosphatase activity; metal ion binding. The record is from RefSeq and is marked validated. Bases 38 to 2002 code for a protein of 654 amino acids. The transcript has 2 exons. NCBI's taxonomy places the organism in Eukaryota, Viridiplantae, Streptophyta, Magnoliopsida, Poales, Poaceae.